Messenger RNA from Lactuca sativa (garden lettuce), 727 nucleotides. NCBI's taxonomy places the organism in Eukaryota, Viridiplantae, Streptophyta, Magnoliopsida, Asterales, Asteraceae. The record is from RefSeq and is a predicted model, not a curated record.
UGUAAAUAACGCGGAGUGAUGGCGCAACUUAUUAUAUGAACACUUGUCUGCCAUAUCCGGAAAACCCUGGCAAUUUUGCGUUGAUAUUAUCAGAGAGAGAUGACGGAGAUCUCGCGUCGGAGUUCGCUCCGCUUCUUAUUAUUCUUUUCCUCAAUUUCCCUGCAAUUCUUCGCUGGGUUUUCAGAGGAUUCAAAUUCCAAAGAUGUGACAAAAGUUGAUGCUCAUUCUUCUUCAAGUAGCAAAAAAGGAUCUACAAUUCUGAUAACAUGCAUCACGAUUGGGGCAUUUGCUGGUUUGUCAUUUUUCCUUUACAGGUUAUGGCAAAAGAAGAAACGUGAUGAACAAUAUGCUCGUCUACUAAAGCUGUUUGAACAAGAUGAUGAGCUUGAGCUUGAACUUGGUCUUCGUGAUUAAGUUACUUUAAUCAAAAACACAGGUGUAAAUGGUAGUUGUGCAUCAGGAAGGCGGCUCCCAGCAUUUGUUUCUGGAAUUAGCAAUUGUAUAAAUUUUAUAGCGUGUGAUGACGAGGACUCAAACUUGUCAUUGAAAUUUGUAUAAUUUUUAUUAACAUGACGACAAAAGAUGUACUCAUCUUUCUUCAUUGCUUUUUCUGGUUAAUCGUAUAUUUGUUUUCUUCUUGAAAAUGUAUGUUUUAUAGGAACCACCAUACUUUUUAUAUGUUGCGGAAGUUGGUUUAUUGAUAACAGUUAAACUAUUAUUGUCAUAA